Messenger RNA from Mya arenaria, 1891 nucleotides. RefSeq lists its product as uncharacterized. Lineage: Eukaryota; Metazoa; Mollusca; Bivalvia; Myida; Myidae. Gene Ontology annotation, cellular component: acetylcholine-gated channel complex. Bases 281 to 934 code for a protein of 217 amino acids. The record is from RefSeq and is a predicted model, not a curated record. The transcript has 6 exons.
AAGAAACACACUUGAAAGACAACUCGACAUAACAAGUACAUACCACAAUGAUAAACCUUAUCAUACAUUCCGACUUGAUGACAACGUCUCGGAGAGCACAGUAGUUUAUCAGAAAAAUCACAGCCAGAAGGCUUAUCAGAUGUGGGUAGGCAGCGAGGGUAAAACACUCACACACACAUAUGUAUGAUCAAUCACUGACUAACUCGCUACCAGGUCGGCAAACAAAGAACUCCUGGAAUUUUCUCUUAUAAUAUUUGUGGGAACUGUGCUUAUAUAAACAAUGUGGGAAGUCGUGUUGGCAGUGAUGCUGAUGAGUAUUGGGACCCCCGGGCACGCCCAGUCCGCAUCCCAGGACAUGUUCAACGUGAAGACGAUGCCCGACCCGGUGACACGAUACCAGGCGUGCGGGCGCUCCGGGCCCUCUUUUGUAUGCGACCCAAACAACCUACUUCAGGAAUCGCAAGCCAACAGAUUGGACGAGCUACUGAAAGAUAUUUAUAACGAGACCACAAUCCCGUGCUACGCUUCCGGUCCACGUGCAUCCCGACGACGAGGCUACCUGGUCAUGGUGGCGAUCGUUAACAAGAUGAAGCGACUGCACACUGUCAACAUAACCGACUACAGCCAGCAGGUCCGCUACAUGGAGGCGCAGUAUUUCUCCUACUACCUGGGUAACGAGCUGAAGUGGGGCCGCCACUCCUCCCAGUGUAACGAGAUGGUCAUCAUCUUCUACUCCAACGAAGACCAAGUGCUCUACACAUCGACGCAGCCUCAGGCCCGGAAGUUGUUAACAGACGACAUCGUGCGGACAGCAGUCCUGGAGACCAUAUCCGCCGACUAUCCGUACACAGAACCAGGCCAACUAGCGAGCGCCCUCAUGCGCCUCGUCAGAACAUACGGGACCGUGCUGCGUGAGGAGGUAGCGCCACAAUAAGCCCCACCACACCAAGAUGGUGCCCCUCUUACACGCGCCUGUGAUAUUCAACGCUUACUGCUCCCCGAUUAUUAACAGAAAAUUUGUUUAUUUGUAGUCGUUAAAUCUUCUAAUUCUAACAUAUGUGUUUCUAAUAUACCGUAUGUGUAUUUUAUACAAUCAUUGCAAGCGAUAUGGCUUUCUGAUAAAUGGGCUUUUAUUCAUGCAUUAAAAAUGUUUGUAUGGCAAAGUGCAAUCUGCUUUUAUUAUUGUUAUUUAAUCGGUAGAAGAAACAAUAUUAAUUUAAGAUUUACUACAGGCGUAAAUACAUAAUGUUCACAACAAGCUGUGUUUUUUUUCAUUUGUGUGUUUAUUUUAUUCUUGUCUAAACAGAUAUCACAAAUUGCCUUAUUAGAUUAGAUCUUGUUGCUAUUGAAGGGGAAAACUCCAUCAGACUGUGAGUGAAUUCAUAAAGCCACUUAGGUUAAAUUUUCAUCUUAGUAGAAGUUAGAACAUUGCCUUUUUCCUAGAUGAAUCUUAAACAAAUCAACAAUGUUUGUGUAAACAAACAUACUAGUAUAAAAUAUGCAAAAAAUGUAUAUAAAUUCAUAUGAAUAAGUUUGAUGAAAAUUAGAGAGGUUUGCAAAUAUAAGAUGCAAAAUAUAAGAAAAUUUGACUGAUGUGAAGUUGCCUACCAAGGUAGCCUCUGACAACCUCUAUUCAAGGGCCACUCUCAUAGGAAGGUAGUGCGAGUCAGUGUGUGUUUUAACUGGAAACAGCUCACUUUAAUUCUGGAUUUGUUUUUUUGCGCUUCUGCUUUCAAAUUCCUAUAUCUUUAUAAUAUAAAAGCGAACAUUUUGUGAUUUUAUUGGUAUCGCAUCCGAAUAUCACUAUGUGAAUCUAACAAUAUAUCAAACAAAUCUUUGUACAAACAUGGUUUGUUCAUAAAAACAACAUCAUUAAUAAAUCUUUAAAAUA